AUGUCCUCUGUUGAAAGUCAGGUCGACAGCGCUCAGCGCAUGUACACUGAGCGCGCCCAGAAUUAUGAAGACUCAUGGCAUCCUGACUAUAGCAGGCGCUUCAUGGAACUUGUUCCCGUUCAUUCCGGCGAUUAUGUCCUCGAUCUUGCAUGCGGAACUGGCCUAGAAGCUGUCAUUGCAGCAGGCCAAGUUGGUGAUGAGGGAAUUGUGAUUGGCGUUGAUAUCACCGAAGCAAUGCUUGCAGAGGCACGCAAGAAACUGGAUCAGAAUGAGAUUCUGGCUCGUCGCAUCAAGCUUGUUCAGCACAACGUCACCAACCUGUCCGGUUGUCCUCAUGUAACCAAGAGUAGCUUCGAUCUUAUCCUGUGCUCGAGUGCAUUUGUUCUCUUUGACGACCCAUACAAGGUUGUUUCCCAUUGGCGUGAAUAUCUGAAGCCUGGGGGAAAGGUAACUAUUGAUAUUACCCAUGAGUAUAACCUCCGUGCGGGAAUUUUACUCGAGAACGUCGCUCGGCGAAUGGGCAUGUCAUUUCCAUCGAAUCGAAGCUGGAUCAAGUCGAAAGAUUCAUUUAGUGAUAUACUGAAGAGUCGGGGAUUCGUUGUCGAGAAAGUCGAGAGCUUGGAGAAGGUUCCCGGUCUAGGCUCAACAUUUCUCAGUCUGGAUCAAGCUGACGAGCAGUUUGAGUUUGUCCUCAACGGACCUCUUACUGCCUCCAUCAUCACGGAUGAGUUGAGAUAUAAGGGAAAAGAGUACUUCAGAGAAGAAUGGAAAAACGCUGCAGUAGAUGGAAAGGUUGAGGUUUCUGAUACCGUCUACGUCUAUGUCGCCAGAAAGGCUUAA
Molecule: messenger RNA, 840 nt
Organism: Fusarium coffeatum
Lineage: Eukaryota; Fungi; Ascomycota; Sordariomycetes; Hypocreales; Nectriaceae
Exons: 1
Coding region: 1-840 (279 amino acids)
Source: RefSeq, a predicted model, not a curated record